This is a messenger RNA of Tinamus guttatus (white-throated tinamou), 1292 nucleotides long. Lineage: Eukaryota; Metazoa; Chordata; Aves; Tinamiformes; Tinamidae. The record is from RefSeq and is a predicted model, not a curated record.
ACGUACUGGAAGAAGACUCAAUGGAGCAGGACAUAGAGAGCCCUGUCACUAUUCAUCAGCCAAAGUUGCCCAAACAAGCUAGAGAGGAUCUGCCAAAAAAUAUAAACAAAGAAUGUGCCAAGAGAAAAAUCCAGAGGUAUGUUAGGAAGGAUGGGAAAUGCAACGUCCACCAUGGGAAUGUCAGAGAGACUUACCGUUACUUGACUGACAUCUUCACUACUUUAGUCGAUCUCAAGUGGAGGUUCAACCUGUUGAUUUUUGUCAUGGUUUACACUGUGACCUGGCUCUUCUUUGGAAUGAUCUGGUGGCUAAUUGCCUACGUGCGAGGAGAUAUGGAUCAUAUAGGGGACAGCACGUGGACCCCAUGUGUCAGCAACCUCAAUGGGUUUGUCUCAGCCUUUUUAUUCUCAAUCGAGACAGAAACGACCAUUGGGUAUGGUUACCGGGUCAUCACGGACAAGUGUCCCGAGGGAAUUAUUCUGCUUUUAGUUCAGUCUGUUUUAGGUUCUAUCGUCAACGCUUUCAUGGUUGGCUGCAUGUUUGUGAAAAUAUCCCAACCCAAGAAGAGGGCAGAAACCUUGGUUUUCUCUACAAACGCAGUUAUUUCCAUGCGGGAUGGAAAGCUGUGUCUGAUGUUCCGAGUAGGAGACCUUAGGAAUUCACAUAUUGUAGAGGCAUCAAUACGAGCCAAGUUGAUCAAAUCCAAGCAGACAAAGGAGGGGGAAUUUAUACCACUCAACCAGACAGAUAUCAACGUAGGUUAUUACACAGGGGAUGAUCGUCUCUUUUUGGUUUCACCACUGAUCAUCAGCCAUGAAAUUAACCAGCAGAGUCCUUUCUGGGAGAUUUCCAAAGCCCAGUUGCCCAAAGAGGAGCUAGAAAUUGUUGUAAUCCUAGAAGGAAUGGUGGAGGCAACAGGAAUGACGUGUCAAGCUCGAAGUUCUUAUGUCACCAGUGAGAUCCUGUGGGGUUAUCGCUUCACCCCUGUCCUCACGCUGGAGGACGGAUUCUAUGAAGUUGAUUACAACAGUUUUCAUGAAACGUAUGAGACCAACACACCAGUUUACAGUGCCAAAGAACUGGCAGAGAUGGCCAGCCGAGCAGAACUGCCCCUGACGUGGUCUGUUUCCAGCAAGUUGGACCAGCACGCUGAACUAGAAACCGAAGAGGAGGAAAAGAGCCAGGAAGAGCAAAACGAGAGAAAUGGUGAUGUGGCAAACUUAGAGAAUGAGUCCAAAGUUUAGAAAGACCAAAGGGACAAGCACCACGCAUCCUUCUUCCUCUUCUCCCUC